CAAACGCACAGAGCACAGGCAGCAGAAGCUGCACAUUUUAAUUCACAUAGUGAGGACUUAAGAGCGGAGGAAGACAUCAGGAAACUGGUCACUCCUAAAUAUUUGAUCUACUAUCACUGAAAUUAGUCGUAUGGCCAAAUUAAUGAACAUGUAUUUAUUUCGUAGUCGUCAUUGUUAACGAGCCAACAUUGAUGGACAAAAUAAGCUACCCGAAAUCGGAUUCCGUUUGUUUUCCGCUUUCCAGGCAAGAUUUGAUGGUAACAGAAAAGUAUUUCUGCCAGUAUGCAAGCAGCUCUUUUGCAAUUCCAGGGCUGCUAGCUUGUUAGCUUGUUAGCUGCGCCGUGCGUGCGAGUCGUAUUCGCUGAUGUGAAUUGUCUGACCUCACUUUUUCUUUUACACAGCUGUGUGUGAAGGAGAUCGCGCCCGGGCUCUAGUCCCGGAGAGUUCUUUCACUGUUAAGUGUUGCCAGUAUGCAUUGCACAGCCCGUGGUACAUCGUACGCGGACCAAGAAAACCAGUUAAUGGUUUAUUUUGUUGACUAAAAUGGACGAGUCGUCGCUCUUGGAUUUACUCGAAUGCUCGGUAUGUCUGGAACGGCUGGACACGACCGCCAAAGUACUGCCGUGCCAGCACACUUUCUGCCGGCGCUGCCUAGAAAACAUUGUCUGCUCCCGCAAUGAGUUGCGCUGCCCGGAGUGUCGGAUACUGGUAGACUGCGGCGUAGAUGAUUUACCAGCAAACAUCCUCUUGGUACGGUUGCUGGACGGGAUUAAACAGCGACCGAGAAACGGAGGAAGACCUUCGCUGACCGGGGUAUCCCUCGGAUGUGCUGCUGGACUUUCGGCUUCUCCUCCGGGGACUGCGAUCAGAGACCUGCCCGUUGCUACACGGAGCUCUCCAGUCAAGAAUGUUCCCCAACUGCCCUGCGGGAAAGCUCUCUACAGCUAUGAGGGCAAAGAGCCGGGCGACCUCAAGUUCAACAAGGGUGACAUCAUCAUCCUGCGCCGCAAGGUAGAUGAGAACUGGUUCCACGGCGAGCUGAACGGCAGCCAUGGGUUUCUGCCUGCCAGCUACAUCCAGUGCAUCAAGCCCCUGUCCCAGACCCCGCCCCAGGGCAAGGCUCUGUACGACUUCCAGAUGAAAGACAAGGACCAGGACAAGGACUGCCUGACUUUCACCAAGGAUGAAAUUCUGACUGUGAUUCGGAGAGUGGACGACAACUGGGCAGAGGGAAUGCUGGGAGAUAAAAUUGGAAUUUUCCCCAUCCUAUAUGUGGAGCUGAAUGAAGCAGCGAAGCAGCUGAUGGACGUCAGUAAGCUGGUCCCGGCCCCGGGCCCCAGCGCAGAACCGGGGUCCCCGGGGGGCCCCUGCGCCGGGCCGCCCGCCGCCGUCAACGGCAACGGGCCCCACGGCAACGGGCCCCACGGCAACGGGCCCCACGGCAACGGGCCCAACGGCGCCAUCCACCGCCGUCUGGACGGCAAGAAGAACGCCAAGAAGAGGCACUCCUUCACCGCUCUGAGCGUGACCCAGCGCACCGCCCAGGCCCUCAACAACCGCCACUCCAUGGAGAUCAGCGCCCCCGUGCUCAUCAGCUCCUCUGACCCCCGCGCUGCCGCCCGCAUCGGGGACUGCCCCCACCUGUCCACCAGCGCCCCCUCACAGGACUGCUCCUCUCUGGCCGGGACGUCGGGCGUGGCCGUGGUCGUUCCCCCGCGGGUCACCUCUGUCGCCGGGGAGCUGUUGGCUGCCGCCAAAGUGCAGCUGCCGCUGAACAUAUACCUGGCCAUGUACGCCUACAAGCCCCAGAAGGCCGAUGAGCUGGAGCUGCGGAAGGGGGAGAUGUACCGUGUGACGGAGAAGUGCCAGGACGGCUGGUUCAAGGGCACCUCCCUGCGCAGCGGAGCUUCCGGAGUCUUCCCUGGGAACUACGUCACCCCUGUGUCCCGGGCCCCCUUCGCGGUGGGGCAGUCCCGUGCCUGCCUGGCCGGUUCGGCCCAGGUGGUGAAGGUGGUGUCCGGGUCCCCGGGGUCCGCUGGGCCCUCCAGCCCGGUGCUGCUGGGGUCCGGUUCCCGCCCCGCCAACCCCUCCUCUUCCCCUCAGCUCCAGCCCGCCACCGUGCACCUGAAGAACUGCCUGCGCCUGGCAGCCCAGAACACACCCGGUCAGGCACGGGCCGCCCUGCAGCUGGAGGUCGGCCGGCUGUUCGCACUUUGGGAGGCGGGGGGCAAUUAUGGAGCUUGGAACAUUCUGGAGGUGCACUCCAGGGGUCCCCUAAAGUCCCUCAGGCUGGGACAAGGACCCCUCCCGGAACAGCUGACAAGCGGGGUGUCAAAGUGCCUUUGGAGAACAUUCUGGAAGGGGAAAUGGGAUAUGAAGAAAGAGAAGAAGAGUGGAGGUCUGCUGAAGCUCCUCUCAGGCGCAGCGGCGAAGAAGAAGUCGCGCUCCCCGCCCUCGGUGUCGCCCACACACGACCCCCCCGCACAGGCGUCCGGCGAGGCAGGGGGGCAGGGCGCGGUCAGCAGCCACGGCCGGGCGGGGUCCUGCCCCAUCGAGAGCGAGAUGCAGGGGGCCAUGGGCAUGGAGCCCCUGCACAGGAAGUCUGGCUCCUUGGACCUCAACUUCUCUGUGUCCCCUCCUGCCCGCCAGGCCUGCUCCUCCCUGCUGGCCCUCCGGCCCGAACCCAUGCCCCUGUCCCGAGAGAGGUACCGGGUGGUGGUGCCCUACCCCCCGCAGAGCGAGGCGGAGAUGGAGCUGAAGGAGGGCGAUAUCGUUUUUGUGCAUAAGAAGCGUGAGGACGGCUGGUAUAAAGGCACGCUGCAGCGCACCGGGCGCACCGGCCUGUUCCCCGGCAGCUUCGUGGAGAGCUUCUGAGAGCGGGGUCCUUCAGGCACGCGCCGGGCAGCCCACCGGAGCGGGGGGACACGGCCCGACGUCCUUACAGACGCCUUCAGAAGAGGGCCUCUCUCGACGAGGGGCCCCGCUUCCUGUCACAUGCUAAGGGGCCCGACGACGCAGCGACCAAUCGGAAUGGAGCGCAGAGAGGCGGGUGGACUGGAGCCAUUUUAACUCACUGCCAUCGUUAUCAUUUGUGUUUUUAUGGCUGAAAGCACAAAGAACAUCUUCAGCUUGGUCACCUUCAGAGAGGGCACAGCCAGACUGUAGCAAGGGGGGGGUGGGGGGGAAUGAAGACGGGAUGGAAAGAAUGACCCCAUUCUGUUACGCCUUCGCAGUGAAGCCAGCUCUCAAACAACGGCCAGGUUCCAGCAGUGCCUUCCACUGGAGCCGCCCCAGCUCUGGCCCCGCCCCUCCAAAGCUCCACCCCCAUUUCCUCCUGUUACCCCUCCCAUCUCCAUCCAGCCCCUCCCUAUUUACACCCAGCCCCUCCUCAUCUCCAGCAAGCCCCUCCCCAUCUCCACCAAGCUCCUCCCCAUCCCCAGCAAGCCCCUCCCCGUCCCCACCAGGCCCCUCCCCCGCUGCAGAAGAGCUCAGACCUCCAGCUCCUCCUCCUGCCCCAGUUCCCGCUAGUGUAAAGUUUUGCUUUUCUUCUCCUGUAUUUCUACUGUAAGUUAUUGUGAAGCAGCUGCAGUGAUCUCUCAGUCCUCCCAUGGGUCUGUAAAGGAACAGUUGGCAGGACUGUAGCGUUCGCUCGGGGCCCUGUCUGUCCCCUCCGCAGAGGGGAAUUAAUGACCUGGUUUACAGGGUACACUCAGUCCUCAGCGCUAUUGUGUGUAUUCCUUUCCAUAGCCAUGUUUCAGGCCUUUGGUUGGCCUGUCUGCACAAGUAUUUCGCCCGCGUUCAGGUUGGGUUCUGAAUGAACAAGUGGUGUGUUGACCCAAUUGAGCCUCCUCACGGUGACAUAAAAGGCUGUAACCAUGGUUUUGACUUUGCCCUGGCAUUGUCUGUGGCCGUUCUUGUCCACACAUUUUUUGUGGUUGGCUUUUUUAUGCUUAUUUUCCCUCACACAAACGCGACCGUGACUCCACAAGCUACCGCACCGCGCUCGCAGUAUCUAAAGGAUGAUCGCAAAACGAAGUUGUUGCGUUGCGAACGCGUCUCCAGUGAACAUGCCAAAGACAGGUCAGGGAAGAAAACCCCUUAUGUUUUAAAGGCAGCAGUAAUGCUAAUGGGCAGUGAUCAGAUUGAGCGGAACACAUAAGCACAUCUUCAUUUUACCAGGACUGCCCAGUGGAGAGCACAAAUUCAAAAAGCACAAAUUCAAACUGCAGAUAAGGGUAAAUUAAAAACGUCUCUCAUUUGGUUCCUAUUUUUAUUAGCAUUUAAAAAGGCUGAGGCCUUUGUUGGGCAAAGCAUGAUGGGACUGUUGGCACUCCAGAGUCUCCCUUUUUGGUACCCAGUGUGGUUUCGCAUUACUGUCGAUCAACAAGCACAAAAACUUCUCCCCAUCAACAGUCACCAGUUCUAUUAACAGUUAUCAGAAAGGGAGGCAUUAACAGAGGAGGUUCUCUUUUCGUAAAAACAGGGAAGUGUUUUGGGUUAGGGGAGAAGGCUUUAAUGCUGCUACUUGCACAUGCAGUUGAGCUGAGAAGUCAGAAUAGUUCACUUUUAAAAAUGUAUAUGAAAUUGCAAUAUUAAAUGAGGUAUUUUUAUGGAAAGUAUUGUUGAUUGUCUGUGGCACAGCCCCAGAGCCCUGUGCGGUACAGCUCUGUGGGAGCUGUGUGUCACUUGGUGGUGGGUGUGCAGGUCUCUGUGGGAGCGGCUCUUCAUUAAAGGUCUGGGUGUGUGGAGGUCCCUGUAGCAGCGGCUCUUUGUUAAAGGUCUGGGUGUGUGGGUCCCAGUGGGAGCGGCUCUUCAUUAAAGGUCUGGGUGUGGAGGUCCCUGUAGGAGCGGCUCUUUGUUAAAGGUCUGAGUGUGUGGAGGUCUCUGUGGGAGAUGGCUCUUCAUUAAAGGUCUGGGUGUGUGGAGGUCCCUGUAGGAGCGGCUCUUCAUUAAAGGUCUGGGUGUGUGGAGGUCCCUGUAGGAGCGGCUCUUUGUUAAAGGUCUGGGUGUGUGGAGGUCCCUGUGGGAGAUGGCUCUUCAUUAAAGGUCUGGGUGUGUGGAGGUCCCUGUGGGAGAUGGCUCUUCACUAAAGGUCUGGGUGUGUGGAGGUCCCUGUGGGAGAUGGCUCUUCAUUAAAGGUCUGGGUGUGUGGAGGUCCCUGUGGGAGAUGGCUCUUCAUUAAAGGUCUGGGUGUGUGGAGGUCCCUGUGGGAGAUGGCGCUUUCUUUAAAGGUCUGGGUGUGUGGAGGUCCCUGUGGGAGAUGGCUCUUCAUUAAAGGUCUCGGUGUGUGGGUCCCAGUGGGAAUGGCUCUUCAUUAAAGGCUUGGCCGGGUGUGGAGGUGCGUUUUGCCUGCAGAGGCAGCUGCUGCUGAGAAGCAGCUCAUUAAUUUUCCGGGCAAACGGCCACGUCGUCACACGGACACACCGGGAGGAGUUUAAAGGGCUGUUUGUGAGCUGCAGAGCCAGAAACCGGCCUGCGAUUCAGUAAUGAACCGGCCAGCAAUCCUGACAACAGCCAACAAUGAGCUAAUCAGCAGACUGACCUGGGGCCAGUGACCAGCUAGCAAUGGGCUAACGACAGGCUAAGGACAGGCUGACCCAGGUUCAGCUGCAGGCCAGCAGCUCCUCUCUGAUAGAGACGGAGGUCAACAGUCAGUCUGAGCUCAUGGAGAUGGCCUGUCCCAGUCACACAGACACAUGACCUCGCCCUCACUCCCGUUGCCACAGCGACGGUGAGAAAGCACACCGGCUGGGUUAUUUUAUGUCAUCAGAACCCACGUAUAAAGCACAUUUCUCAAAGUUAAUGUAUGAUCAAUAAAAUGGAAUCUCCCUUCCAGAUUACAGUAAGGGCUCAUGGGAAGGUCUCCUCGCCUGCUGGCGGUAUCCAGCGCUCCUGCCCCGAUAACCUUGAGCGAGGGUCCGGGCGCUGUGUAUCUGGGCUCAGCUCGUUUCCCAGCCUCCCUGAUAAGCGCUCUUCAUUAGCCUUAUCGCCACAGACGUGGCCCAGGGCUUUAUGGGUAAUGCGGCUGAGGAGGCAGGCACAGGUGCUGGAAGGCGAGGCCGGAUUUAUGAUCCCUUUCCAGCCUCCUCCACCCCCCCCACCCCCCCUCAGCUGCACAUCGACGGAGCCCCUUCCCUUUCCCCCCCCCCCCCCCCCCGUCUUUGACCACGCGACACCAGUUUGUCACGACGUUAGCUUUGAGUUCCUCAAAUCGACCGAAAGUGUUAUUUCUGACCACGGCCAUUCUUCUUGACGAAGCGGUUGGGUUGUGCUGGGUGCUCAGGGUGGGCCUUUCUGCGGGUGGACUUAAAGCACAAGCUGACCUCUGCCAGUAGGGGGCACUGUUUCCUCUCAUUGACCCAGGCGACAGGGAGGGACAGAUCACUGCAGUCGGCCAUUUUGGUAUUUGUCGUUAUCCAGCGUUUCCCUCAGUCUGCGCUCAUUCACGUGGCCUGCGCUUGCGCUCUCUGUGGGGCAGAGACAAACUUUUACAAAGGAGGCCUGUUUGAUGCAUUCAUGCUUGAUUAUUCAGAACGAUUUUUACAUUAUUGCAAAAAAAAAAGAAAAAUAUACAAUGUGACGACAUUUUUGACAAGAGACUAAGGACGGCCAGAAGCCCCGCGGGGCGGAUCCUUCCCGCCACGCUGGUCUCAUGGCGACCCACCUCAUGCCCCAUGCCCAUUUCAGUCUUGUGUUAAUAACCCGUGGUUUGGUUGUUUAAAGUCAAGUGCAUUUUCCAGAAUAAAUGCCUUUGUUUUAAAA
This is a messenger RNA of Conger conger (European conger), 6762 nucleotides long. RefSeq names its product E3 ubiquitin-protein ligase SH3RF3-like. Bases 544 to 2874 code for a protein of 776 amino acids. Lineage: Eukaryota; Metazoa; Chordata; Actinopteri; Anguilliformes; Congridae. The transcript is spliced from 11 exons. Gene Ontology annotation, molecular function: metal ion binding; protein binding. The record is from RefSeq and is a predicted model, not a curated record.